CUGAGGGCCAUAUCUGUACUAGAGCCUGUACUGUAGUAUUCCAAGAUGGCUACCGAGCCGGCUGAGUUGGACAGUGAUGAAAUGGAGAGUUACGAUGCCUUCAUUAUGAAGAAAGAGCAGCUGUCUAUCCACGAGUCUGGCGAGCACGAAGAAGAUGAUGGAGAAGAAGAAGAAGAUGAUGAUGAUGAUGACGAUGAUGACGGCUAUAUAUACUGGGAAGGAACCGGUGCAAAUCUUACCAAACUCUAUUCUGGUACUAGAGGGUGUAAUCCACAGGCCAACAAGCAGGAAACACACAAGUCUUCAGCUAAAGCCUAUGUUGCCACAGACAAAGUGUUGCAGAAAUACGAAAAUAAGAUUAAUUUAGGUCGACUGAACCUUUCUGACUGCGUAAUGAAUAAAGUCACUGAAAAAUCCCGGCAAAAGGAGGCAGACACAUAUCGAGUUAAAGAUAAGUCUGACCGAGCGACCGUGGAACAGGUGCUGGAUCCAAGGACCAGAAUGAUUCUGUUUAAGAUGCUUACGAGAGGGGUCAUAUCGGAAAUCAAUGGCUGUAUCAGCACAGGCAAAGAGGCCAACGUGUACCACGCCAGCACUUCCUGCGGAGAGAGCAGAGCAAUCAAGAUUUACAAGACUUCAAUUUUGAUGUUUAAAGAUCGUGAUAAAUAUGUCAGUGGAGAAUUCAGGUUCCGGCACGGUUACUGCAAAGGGAACCCCAGGAAAAUGGUGAAAACUUGGGCGGAAAAAGAAAUGAGGAACUUAAUAAGGUUGAACACCGCUGGAAUUCCCUGUCCAGAGCCUAUCAUGCUAAGAAGCCACGUGCUGCUCAUGCAGUUCAUCGGUAAAAACGAAACUCCUGCUCCUCUUCUGAAGAACGCUCCUUUAUCAGAAUCCAAAGCCCGAGAGCUCUACCUAGAUGUUAUCCACUACAUGAGGAGAAUGUACCAGGAUGCCAGACUUGUACACGCGGACCUGAGUGAAUUCAAUAUGCUGCUGAACAACGGAAAGGUGUAUAUAAUUGAUGUGUCUCAGUCCGUGGAGCACGAUCACCCGCAUGCUUUGGAAUUCCUGCGGAAAGACUGUGCCAAUGUAAAUGAUUUCUUCGUAAAGCACGGUGUUGCAGUGAUGACUGUGCGUGAGCUCUUUGAGUUCGUCACUGACCCUUCCAUAACUGCAGACAACAUGGAUGCCUAUUUGGAUAAGGCAAUUGAAAGGGCAGCACAAAGAACAGAGGAAGAACGAUCAAGUCAAGAUAAAGUUGAUGAAGAGGUUUUUAAGAAGGCAUAUAUUCCCAGAACGCUAAAUGAGGUGAAGAACUUCGAGAGAGAUGUACACUUGAUGCAGAAUAUGAAAGAGGAGGACAUGGCUCUAAACAUCCAACAAGAUAAUAUUCUCUAUCAGACUGUGACUGGGUUAAAGAAAGACUUGUCUGGCGUGGAGCUGGUUCCAUCUUUGCUCCAAAACAGCAGUGAUGCUGAGGAGGGGGAAUUAGACUCUGACAGUGCGGCGGACAGUGCUGAGGGGUCUACAUCGGACUCUGAAGAGGACGUUCAUCCCAAGGACAGGAGCUCUCAACCUGACAUUGAUAAAAAGGAGCGGAAGAAGAUGGUUAAAGAAUCACAGAGGGAGAAGAGGAAAAACAAGAUUCCAAAGCACGUGAAGAAAAGAAAAGAGAAGACCGCAAAGAUGAAGAAAGGCAAAUAGAUUAUUUUCUAAGCACUGCCUUGCAGAAGAAGUGAGAUGCCUGUCCGUUCAUCUUACAGAUGAAUAGAUAACUUUUACACUGUGUGUAGACUCCCAGGGGCCACAUUGAAUACAUGCAACAGAAAGGUGCUACAGUGCAUCUUUUCGAUUGCCAUAAAUAUUGGGCUUUUCCAUGUGUGAGAGAGAGCUGGGAAUUAAUGCUAUUUAAUUAACCCUUUAAAAACUGUUCCAGCAAUUAAAUGAUUGCUAAAUGUAAAAACAACUAGUCACGUGUUUGCAUCAUAUAUUAAGAAAAAAACGUUUUUUAACAGUUGGAAUUGUGACAUGUAAUAAAUUGAGAAAACCUUAAGCAUG
Spea bombifrons (plains spadefoot toad) is the source of this 2058-nucleotide messenger RNA. RefSeq names its product RIO kinase 1 (gene RIOK1). The coding region runs from base 46 to 1704 and encodes 552 amino acids. Gene Ontology annotation, biological process: maturation of SSU-rRNA. The transcript is spliced from 16 exons. Gene Ontology annotation, cellular component: cytosol; preribosome, small subunit precursor. NCBI's taxonomy places the organism in Eukaryota, Metazoa, Chordata, Amphibia, Anura, Pelobatidae. The record is from RefSeq and is a predicted model, not a curated record. Gene Ontology annotation, molecular function: protein serine/threonine kinase activity; ATP binding.